AUGAGCGAAACUUGGGUAGAGGGGAAGGAUUGGGAAGGGAUAAAGAGAAAGUUACCGAAAGGAUAUAAGUGGGAGAUACAGGAGGCUAAAAGAGAUCACUUAAAGGGUAGGAGUUCUGGGGGGAUGAUCUCAGGGGUAAAGGACAACAUAAAGGAGAUAAGUGGAGAUGAAUGGAUGGGACAAGAUAGUAUGGUUAGGAAAAUCAGAAUAGGAAAGCAAAAUUUAAACGUGGUUGGGAUAUAUAGAAGAAGGGGGGACAAUAAGGGUUGGAGAAUAGUGGAGGAAUGGAUAGAGAAAAGUAAAGAGGAGUUAACAAUAAUAGGGGGUGACUUUAAUGCAUGGACGGGAGAAUUAGGUGGGGGAUGUUGGAAUGGGGAGAAGGAAAGGUAUCAAAGGAAUUCAAAACAUAAGGAAGUGGACAAAGAAGGAAGAAAAAUGUUAGGUAUAAUAGGGGAAGGAGGGUGGUCUAUUUGUAAUGGGUGUACGAGGAGGGAUAUGGAUGGGGAAAUAACAUUUGUAGGAAGAGGUCAGACCGUGAUUGACUAUGUUAUAGCGGACGAAAAAACUAAAGAAGUGAUAAGUAAGUUGCAAGUAGGAAACGAAUCGGACUCAGGACACUUCCCACUGAUAGUAGAAAUUGAAGGGCGGAAGAAAAGAAUGGAAAAAACAGGGCGGAGAAUAACCAAGAAAGAUAAAAUGGGAAAAUGGGACGAACAGAGAUUGAUGGAGUUUGAAAAGAGACUUAAAGAGAAGAAGCACGAGUUACAGGAGAAAGAAGGAGUAAACUAUCGAUGGGAAAGGUUGAAAAGGAUAAUUGGGGAAGUGAAGAAGGAAAUGGAAAAUGAAGAAGAGGGAAAAGCAGGAAGCAGAAGGGGGUGGUGGGAUAGAGAAUGCGAAAAGAGUAGGGAAAAGCUAAGAGAGGAUAUAAAGAAAUGGAGAAGAGGUAAAAUGGAGAAAAAAGAGUACAACCGAAGGCAUAAGAAACACGGAAAAUUGAUCAGAAGGAAAAGAGAGGAAGGAAGAGAGAGAUUCCUAAAGGAGGUGGAGAAGGCAAUAGAAGAGGGGAAGGAAUGGGAGGUGAUUAAUAGAGAAAGGAAAAGGGGAAAAGAGAUUAAUAGGGACAUCAGGAUGGAGGAUUGGACGAAUUACUUUAAAGGAUUAAGCGGAGGAAUGGAGCGUAAAAUAAGAGGAGAGGGGAGAAGAAGAGAUGUAGAAGUGGAGCAGUCAGAAGUAAGCAGGGAGGAAAUAAAUGAGGCGAUUAAAAGAUUGAAAAGGGGUAAGGCGGCGGGGGAAGAUGGAAUGGAGGGAGAGAGUUUAAAAUACGGGGGAGAAAUGGUGAGGGAAGAGAUGUGGAGGAUAGUGAACUUGGUGUGGAAGGGGGAAGGAUGGCCGGAAACGUGGAAAACGGGAUUGAUAGCACCGAUUAUGAAAAAGGGAGAUGGAAGAAGGGUGGAGGACUAUAGGGGGGUGACGUUGAUGCCAGUUGGUUAUAAGGUGUAUGCGGAAGUCAUAAGAAGGAGGUUGGAGGAGAAAGUAGAGGAGCUGGGCUGCAUACCGCACAACCAAACUGGCUUCAGAAGGGAAAUGGGGACGAUGGACAAUAUAUUUGUCCUGAAUUAUUUAGUGAAUAGGAAUUUGGGGAGGGUUAACGGAAAAAUGGUGACAACGUUUGGUUGGGUAGAGGGUUGA
Leptopilina heterotoma is the source of this 1689-nucleotide messenger RNA. RefSeq lists its product as uncharacterized. Lineage: Eukaryota; Metazoa; Arthropoda; Insecta; Hymenoptera; Figitidae. The transcript has a single exon. The coding region runs from base 1 to 1689 and encodes 562 amino acids. The record is from RefSeq and is a predicted model, not a curated record.